AUGGCUUCUACCUCUUUCGACCACAAAGCGGUUAAUCCCCUCAGCCUCGGUGCCCGGCGGGCCCAUAUGAAGGCAUUUUUUAUGCACCUUGGUAUCUGGGACAGUGCCGAGGUUGCAAGGACUCGCGAGAAGUGUGUUGACUUGUAUUGCCGGUUCUUGUAUAAGCAGUGGUACACCUCUACCAGCCAGGAAUACUUUGAGUAUCAUGUGGAUGCCCUUGUCUGGGACAACUUUCUCAAACGCAAGGAGCUUCUGACCAAGGCUAGUGAAUGGCCUUGGCCAAAGACCUUGCCCAAGAAACGGUAUGCGACAAUCCAAGUCUCUGCGACCUACAGAGAUUGGCUCCGUCAAAGGUCGCAUGCCGGGAAUGACGGAGAUCGCGGAGAAACCAACUCCCUAGAGGCUGCCGAAGGCCAAGAAAACUGGAUUCCUGCUGCCACUGUCGUUGAUGGACUCUUCGAGGAGGCGAAACCCCAGGAGACGACUUGGAUCGAUCCUUAUGACGAUCCAGAAGAGCCUCUCCUAGUUCGUGAGGACUGGGGGGUCCACAACUGGGAUAAGGUGGAUGUCUGCCCACUCCCAGAUGCGGACCUUUGUGAGAUACUCUGGUGGUGGGUCAUCAACAAAACUCGUCCUGACCCGCUUACUGGCCCCUUUGAGUUGGUCCUUUCAGGCUGUCUUGGUUUUCAUGACCUUGUUCGUCACGACUUUCACAGAAUCGCGACGAACAAGCUUAUCGAUCCGGACAUCGUCAUUUGCUGGAGGGUCAAGGAUGGUUACCCCGUGUCCCUGGUGGUCAGUCCCGUCCCAUCAAUGGAGAAGACAUGGCGUUAUAAGGCCGUCGCCGAUGCAAGGCUGAACAGGGAGAACAUGGAUAAGUCGGUUCCUGAAAUCCAUGCCAUUCUGACUCAACCCCGUCUGGAAGUUCCGCUGUUGAUCGAGGACUGGGUGCGACGAGAGGGCAGCGACAGCAAUACGCUGUUUGCUCGUACUACCCUUGCGCGCAAUACCUGGGCUCUUUUUUCGAUCGAUGAUGGACUGUCCUGGUUCGACGCCUUUUCGGCCAAGAACGGCAAUGACUAG
Molecule: messenger RNA, 1083 nt
Organism: Fusarium tjaetaba
Lineage: Eukaryota; Fungi; Ascomycota; Sordariomycetes; Hypocreales; Nectriaceae
Exons: 4
Coding region: 1-1083 (360 amino acids)
Source: RefSeq, a predicted model, not a curated record